Spea bombifrons (plains spadefoot toad) is the source of this 3209-nucleotide messenger RNA. RefSeq names its product matrix metallopeptidase 16 (gene MMP16). The record is from RefSeq and is a predicted model, not a curated record. The transcript has 11 exons. Gene Ontology annotation, biological process: proteolysis; extracellular matrix organization; skeletal system development. Gene Ontology annotation, molecular function: zinc ion binding; metalloendopeptidase activity. Bases 275 to 2113 code for a protein of 612 amino acids. Gene Ontology annotation, cellular component: extracellular matrix. NCBI's taxonomy places the organism in Eukaryota, Metazoa, Chordata, Amphibia, Anura, Pelobatidae.
GAAAGCAAACAGGCCUCUCUCCUCCACGCAAGGAGCGGGGACACCGGGUCUACGGAGUCCACGGAGCAGCCUGAACUUGUGUAUCGGAUUGCAUUGGCCUCUGGUUAUGAAUAAGAUCUCAUCCCUCUGUGGGAUUCCGGAGCGCAACAUUGUUUCUCCAUCACAACAAAGCAUCCCUUAUGCUUGGAUAAUCCUGCGUGGCUUCUCUCCGCGAACACUGGAGACUUUUUAAAGGAACCCAAUAGAACCCUGCAUAAGAAAAGCACAGCUCACGAUGGUAUUGAUCGCACCAGGCACUAGGAGACCGGUAGAUUUCUUUAAUUCAUUGCUCUUUCUUUGGCAAACCUUGCUUUGGAUUGUAUGUGCUGUGUGUGCAGAGGAGCAGUAUUUUAAUGUAGAGGUGUGGUUGCAAAAAUACGGCUACCUUCCACCAACUGACCCCAGAAUGUCGGUAUUGCGUUCUGCAGAAACCAUGCAAUCCGCUAUAGCUGCUAUGCAGCAAUUUUAUGGAAUCAAUAUCACAAGGACAGCUGACAAAUACACGAUUGAUGAAAACACAAUGAGUUGGAUGAAGAAGCCGCGAUGUGGAGUACCCGAUCAAGCAAGAGGUAGUUCAAGAUUUAAUGUUCGACGGAAGCGAUAUGCCUUAACAGGGCAGAAAUGGCAUCACAAACAUAUCACUUACAGUAUAAAGAACGUCACUCCAAAAGUAGGAGACACUGAAACCCGUAAAGCCAUUCGCCGUGCCUUUGAUGUUUGGCAGAAUGUAACUCCACUGACAUUCGAAGAAGUUCCUUACCAUGAAUUGGAAAAUGGAAAAAGAGAAGUAGACAUUACAAUUAUAUUUGCAUCUGGAUUUCAUGGUGACAGUUCUCCGUUUGAUGGAGAGGGGGGAUUUUUAGCACACGCUUAUUUUCCAGGACCUGGAAUAGGGGGAGACACACAUUUUGAUUCAGAUGAGCCUUGGACCUUAGGAAACCCUAACCAUGAUGGUAAUGAUCUAUUUUUGGUUGCGGUGCAUGAACUGGGCCACGCGCUGGGUUUAGAACAUUCCAAUGACCCGACUGCGAUCAUGGCUCCAUUUUACCAGUACAUGGAAACUGACAAUUUCAAACUACCUACAGAUGAUUUACAGGGAAUCCAGAAAAUAUAUGGUCCACCUGAGAAGAUACCAACACCAACAAAGCCUCUUUCUACAGUGCCACCACACCGGUCCAUCCCACCAGCUGACCCCCGUAAGAACGACAGAUAUCCCAAACCUCCCAGAAACCCUACUGGAGAUAAGCCAUCUUAUCCAGGAACCAAACCUAACAUCUGUGAUGGGAAUUUUAACACACUGGCUAUCCUGCGCAGGGAAAUGUUUGUCUUUAAGGAUCAAUGGUUUUGGCGUGUCAAAAACAACAAAGUUAUGGAUGGAUAUCCAAUGCAGAUCACCUACUUCUGGAGAGGAUUGCCGACUGGUAUAGAUGCAGUUUAUGAAAACAGUGAGGGAAACUUUGUCUUCUUUAAAGGUAACAAAUAUUGGGUCUUUAAAGACACAACCCUUCAGCCUGGUUACCCUGAUGACUUAGUUCACCUGGGGUAUGGUAUCCCCCCUCAUGGAAUAGAUACAGCUGUUUGGUGGGAAGAUGUUGGGAAAACGUACUUUUUCAAAGGUGACAGAUACUGGCGUUAUAGUGAGGACAUGAGAGUAAUGGAUCCUGGUUAUCCAAAGUUAAUCUCAAUCUGGAGAGGGAUACCUGAAUCUCCACAAGGAGCUUUUGUUGACAAGGAGAACGGCUUUACUUACUUUUAUAAAGGAAAAGAAUACUGGAAAUUCCACAAUCAGAGACUAAGGGUGGAAUCUGGUUACCCCAGAUCUAUCCUUAAGGAUUUCAUGGGAUGUGACGAUUCAGCCGAUAAGGACAAGGACAGAACCAGUCCUCAAGAUGAUGUAGACAUUGUCAUCAAGUUGGAUAACACUGCCAGCACUGUGAAAGCCAUAGCUAUUGUUAUACCCUGUAUCCUGGCAUUGUGCCUCCUUGUCUUGGUUUACACUGUGUUUCAAUUCAAAAGAAAAGGAACACCCCGCCACAUACUGUAUUGUAAACGCUCUAUGCAAGAGUGGGUGUGAUUCAAACUCUUGAGAUUGAUGCGGUUACUUGAGAUUCAAACAUCAGAGCUAUUACGCUGUUCUCCAGCUAGAGGCAGGUAUCUGCAAGCUAGGGUCAUGGCUGACCUUUAAAAGAGGUUUUUCGUGUCCUGCACCUGAGUGGGGAUUCAAUCACCUGGGAAGCUUCCAUGAAAUGCGGUUUCUGCUGUUCCUCCACCCCUUUUGUAUUAUUUUGUCAUUCGGUUUGAGGCCUCUCCUCUCUACUCUGAAUUGCUUUCACGAGUGAACAACGAAGAGGAAAAACAUACAUUGCCCGGUGAUAAUAAAGUUUUGUUUUCGUUCCAAAAAAAUAUAUAUAUAUUACUCCAGAUCCUCUGAGAAGUCAUGUGCUGCAAGUACAAAUAGAACUAAAUAAUUCAAUAUUACACAGCAUACAAAAGAAACAAAAACACCCAAAAUUAAGCUCCAGGAGAGUGUGAAGACCCCAAACAGCUUUGUUUCCAAAGAGGAUUGUUUCUCUGUUUGCUAUGGAUAGAUACCCACCAUGGAUACGUGGGGAAGCAUUGUCACGCAGGACCUUGAGACUGUUUGGAUAGCCUUUUUCCAGCUUACAAGGGGCCAAAAUAUCUGCAAUAUAGUAACAGCCUUAAUAAUACUGUCAUCUUGUGUUUUCUACAACUUUUUUCUGAGCUUUGUCCAAAAUGUUUGAAAAACAUUUAUAGUCAUUAAUAUACUGAAAGCGAACUUUUUUUUAAUAUAAGUUUUAUUUUGUUUGUUUUCUGUUUGAAUCAUAUUUAAACAAGCUGUAUCCAAUUUGCCUGGGGCCCUUAGCAGGUCUAUCAGGAACACUCAUUUGUAAGCCUAGCGGGAAUCUGUAUGUCUCUGAAGUGGAUUGCAAAGAGCGCCUGCGAAAUGGCUGUCAUGUUGUGAAGAAAAUUUCUAAAAAGUAUUACCUUUUUGUAACCCUUUGAGUGCAACUGUACCGGUUUUCAGACUCUGAACUAACUCUCAGCUUGCUUGUUUCUAGAUUAUAUGAAUGUUGAGAAAUAGUAGACAAGAAUUGAAGUACACAGAAUACAGUACGUUUCAUAAAAUAAAUAUUCAUCUGCUUCCAGAA